Chenopodium quinoa (quinoa) is the source of this 1295-nucleotide messenger RNA. RefSeq lists its product as uncharacterized. The record is from RefSeq and is a predicted model, not a curated record. The coding region runs from base 255 to 689 and encodes 144 amino acids. The transcript has 2 exons. NCBI's taxonomy places the organism in Eukaryota, Viridiplantae, Streptophyta, Magnoliopsida, Caryophyllales, Amaranthaceae.
AUAAAAAAAUAAAAAAUAAAAAAAAAAUCAUUGGUCCGUUGGUUGAUAAAAUAAAUAAAUAAAUAAAAAUACAAUUAUGACCACACAACAUAUACUUUUAAGUACACACAACUUGCUUUACCAUGCUCCUAGUAUAAUUAUAACAUGCAUCAAUUAUAGUUGCAACACUUCAACUCCAUUUAUAUAGCACUCUCAAAACCUCUUAUCAUCAUCAAAACCUCAUAGAAUUCUCAAAACACCACAUAAUAAUUAUAAUGUCGUCGUCCGACCUCUCGUCGGCCUCAUCAUCAUCAGCCAACGUUUCUUCAACAUCAUUACCAUCAUUAUCAACAGAUAAUAUUAGCACCAAAAGCAGCAGCAGUACUUGUACUUCCAAAAUUAUUGAUGAAGAAAACCGCCACAUCCUCUCGGUGUCAAAGUCGAAAUCAGAUAGACUCCUAGGCAAGUUCUUUGACGCCUUAGAGUUUGAUUUCGACUACGAUACAAGCAGCCUUUGGUCGCCUCCUAUUCGUCGAAGCGUGUUCAUAACCUCUCCUGGGAUUAUCAUUUGCUCUGAUGAUUAUGAUAUGUUUGUUAAGCUUCAUAACUCUCCAAAGAAGAACAAGAAGAAAAUGAAGAAGACUAUUAAUACACUUAUCUCUUGUAGAAGGUUCUUGUCCUCUUGCUUCAAUGUCUUUUGGUGCUGUUAAGGAAUAUUAUGGUUUGGUCCACCUCAACCUAAGAAAAGAAACCAAUUUCUUUGUAAUCUCUCACUCUUUUUCCUUCUGGGGUUUAAAGUACUUGUUUUUGUAGUGUAAAUUGUUGUACUAUCCCUUUGUAUUUUUGAAUUAAUUACUUUUUUUUGUUUCUUCUUUUUUGCUCUUUUUUAUGGCCAAUGUAUACCAAUUAUUUUUUUUAAAAUAUAAUUAUCUUAAUUCAGAGUGAAAGUGAUACCUCAUUGAUUGUAGCAUGUUUUUUGAGGGUGCUAUCUUUCGAUACUUGAGCAGUGAAAGUUCAUGAACGAUCGAUAACUUGUCAUUUUACAAGUAACGAAUACAUUCUUUACAAAUAUCGAAUAUUGGCAUUCUUUAGAGAUUCGGUGAAUCGUUCAUUCUCAAGGAAAUGUCAACUAGUUUAUUUUGUUAAAAAAUUGAAGGAUGAUAGACUAGUGCCAAAGCUAAAAACUAAAUCUCAUUUACAUUAUUUUAUUUCUAUGACUCUUUCUACACCAAAAACAGAAAAAAAAUAAAUAAAUAAAAUAAAAUAAAAUAAAAAAAUCAUUAAUGAUCAAGUGUAUUUAUUUCAAAGACACCUUC